CAGUGGAUGGAGAGCAGCUGAGCCUCUUUGCCGCGUCUGUCGCCCAGAGCUCGGCAGGCUGCGCAGGCGGAGCAAGGGGGCCCGUCGGGGGAGCCAGGGCCGCCGCUGACGCCGUCGAGGGGCGCAGGAUCAUGCCGAAGGAGCCGGGCAGAGGCGCGCACCUCCAGCUGCCGCCGCCCAAGUGUCGUCGGGAGAGGCGGAGUUAGAAGAGGCGGAAAGGCACGCGGACAGGCACGCGGACCUCCGCUCCCACCACCUGCCGGCUCUCGGGGGCUCAGGAGGCGCCCGGUCCGCGCUCGAGGGCUGCAGCGGGAGCCCCUCUCCGGAAGGAGGUCAGGCAGGGCGCAGCCGGCGACGAGGCUGGGCCAUGGCUCUCCGGUGAAGGCAGGCAGGCGCCGGGCUUCUGUGGUGGUUGCCGCCGCCGUCGUGGUCGCCGUCGGCGGAGAUGGCCCUGGAGCGGGCCCUGCAGGCCGCCCGCCAGGGGGACGUGGACUCGCUCAAGGCGCUGCAGGCUGCCGGGCAGCUGCGGCCGGCGGCGCUCCGGGACCCGCUGGGUGCCUCGCCGGCGCACCACGCCGCCCGCGCCGGGAAGCUGAACUGCCUGCGCUACUUGGUGGAGGACGCGGCGCAGGCCGGCAACGGGCGGGCGCGCAACGGGGCCACGCCGGGCCACGACGCCGCCGCCACCGGCAACCUGGCCUGCCUCCAGUGGCUGCUGGUCCAGGGAGGCUGCCGAGUCCAGGACACGGAUAACUCUGGUGCCACCGUCCUGCAUCUGGCUGCCCGCUUUGGCCACCACGAAGUGAUCGACUGGCUGUUGCGCUUCGGGGGCAGCGACCCGCUGGCAGCCACGGACACGGGCGCGUUGCCUGUUCACUAUGCCGCAGCCAAAGGUGAUUUCCCUUCUUUGCGACUUCUCGUCGGGCAUUGCCCCAGCUCGGUCAGUGCCCAAACCAAGAAUGGUGCCACACCCCUCUACCUAGCCUGCCAGGAGGGCCACCUGGAAAUCAUCCAGUACUUGGUCAAGGACUGCGGAGCGGAUCCCCACGUACGCGCCAAUGAUGGGAUGACCCCUCUCCACGCAGCCGCCCAGAUGGGCCACAACUCCGUCAUCGUCUGGCUGACCAGCUUCACUGACAUCAGCCUCUCGGAGCAGGACGACGACGGGGCCACUGCCAUGCACUUUGCUGCCAGCCGAGGCCACGCCAAGGUGCUCAGCUGGCUGCUCUUGCACGGGGGGGAGAUCACCACGGACAACUGGGGCGGAACCCCCUUGCACGACGCGGCGGAAAACGGCGAGCUGGAGUGCUGUCAAAUCCUCGUGGUGAACGGAGUGGACUUGGGCAUCCGCGACCAGGACGGCUACACGUCUGCCGACCUGGCGGACUACAAUGGACAUCUGCACUGCGCCAAGUACCUGCACACGGUGGAGAACAUGAGCGUAGAGCACCGGGUCCUUUCCCGCGACCCCUCCACCGACCUGGAGUUCAAGCAGCCCGACUCAGGGAUGUCGUCACCCAACACGACCAUGUCCGCCCCCCAGGCCCACUUUGACCUCGGCUCCCCCAGCAGCACCCUCUCCAACUACGACUCCUGUAACUCCAGCCAGUCCAGCACCGGGGAGAAGAGGAACAGCCAAGGCUGCCGAGUUUCCGAGACCACGAUUACAGACAUGCAGACCUACAUGGACAUGCUGAACCCAGACUUAGCGCCCGGGCACAGCAAAAAAGGCGGCCAAGCAUCCCCCCCUCCUCCCCCUGACUUCCCAGCGCCUCCCCCACCCCCCAACACCAAGGUCCCCCCUCCUCCCCCUGGCUACCCGGCACCAAACCCGCCCGAAGUGCAGCACACGGCCGAGAUCUACGUCCAGGCAAAGAACAACCUUCGGCACGUGGAGAGUGAGGUGCUGAAGCGAGAGCUGACCUCACUCGAGAACAGCCCAGAACUGCGGCGUGUCGACUCCAGCAGAAAAUCGAGAAACUUCAACAAGCAGCCCAGCACCGGAGAUUAUUAUAAACACCUGGGCAGCGGGAGCGCCGGAGGGCAAACCGGAAACCACUGCAAGAUGGCGCACAGCGAGGAGGCUUCCCUUCUGUCCAACGACAGCGUGCAAAAUGGAGGCACGGCUGAGAAGAAGCCUUCGGCAGAGGUGCCCCCGCCUCCUCCAGCCCCACCGCUCCCCGAGGGAGUCUGCCCCCCACCGCCACCCCCUCCGCUGCCGGCAGAAAGCCACGCACCAUCUACCAGCCAGCGACGGCCCUCUUCCUCCACUGGAAGCACCAAGUCCUUCAACAUGAUGUCCCCGACCGGUGACAACGCUGAGCUGCUGGCCGAGAUCAAGGCAGGGAAGAGCCUGAAGCCGACUCCGCAGAGCAAGGGUUUCACCACGGUUUUCUCCGGCUCUGGCCAGGCGAGCACCAACGUGGAGACCUCCAGCUCCUCCCCGUCUCCCACCAGGACACCGACUCCUCCGUCCACCCCCGAAGCGCCUUCCGCACCCAGGUCUGCCGCCUCACCCGAACCCGUGGUCAACGGCUCCUCACUGCUGCUGGCCUCGUCGGCCCCGGCCAGCCAGGUGGACAUUGAGGCCCUGAUCCCCACCCACGACGAGCAGGGGAGGCCCAUCCCCGAGUGGAAGAGGCAGGUGAUGGUCCGGAAACUGCAGAUGAAGAUCCAGGAAGAGGAGGAGCAGAGGCGCAAAGAGAAAGAGGAGGAAGCUCGCCUGGCGACCAUGCCGGCCUGGCGGAGGGAUAUUUUUCGCAAGAAGAUGGAAGAAGAAAGAGAGCAAAAACGAAAAGAGGAGGAGAAACUCCGGCGGGAAGAGGAGGAGAAGGAGAAGGAACAGUCGGAAAAGCUAAGGACUCUGGGGUACGAUGAAUCAAAACUGGCCCCCUGGCAGAGGCAGAUCAUCCUCAAAAAAGGAGACAUCUCCAAGCACUAGGAGGACCUGGACGCUCCCUCCCUUUUAGGUCUCAGACCCUGUGAGUUGCUCAAGAGGAGGAGGGAUGCUUGGCCCCCUCCCCGUUUCCGGGCUGGCCUUUCCGCCCAGCAAAGCUGCACAUCACUUAUCCCUUGACCUCCACCACCACCACCACCCCUCCUCCAUUCCUCACGCACCUCUGUCCUGUCCGUUAAUUCUGUGCACAAGGUGAGACCAGCUCCACUCCCUGAAGGUGAAGGCUACCAUAGCAUGCUGUGGCCAAAGUAAACUGAACGCGCUUCCACUGCCCUCGGGCACAAGUACACUUUUCUGCCCUGCAGUGGUGGUGGUGGGUGGGUGGGGGGCUUUAAAAACAGCUCUACACGUUUCUUGAGAAAAUUUGGCUGUGUGGGGCAUCAGUUGGCUAGCGCCUGUAACGUCACUAAAGGCUUGCUGGAAAUAGAAGGGGUGGAGGCGUAAGGGCAGGGUGUGUUUUAUGUGGACUUGUGUACACUGAGUUGUGAAAUACACCAUGGGAGAAGAAGCUAUGGUUAAGAGUGUUAUGCCUGUCUUCACCCUAAGGCUGAGUCGGAAUAGAAAGCUAGCCAUGAAGCAACCUCACCAACUUGGAAACCUCAUGGCUGGGACAGGAUCAACUGCUUCAUUGUCCGUCUCUGUGCAAUAAAACAAUGUAUCCAUGUUUGACCCUUGCUGCUGUCUUAGCUACCCUGUCCAUUCCGACCCUUUCCCCACAGGCCUUAAGCCAGGGCCCCGUGGAUGUGAUAUGAGGCACAAAAUUCAGCUUCCUGAGAAACUCUAUUGCUUUUGUUCCUUUUCUUAAAAAGGAAGUUUCUAGUCCCUAUGGCCAAGAAGACAGCACUUCAAAGCCUCGCUGGAAGCUCAGAACAGUGGGGACUGAAUGCCACAGUCAGCUUCAGUAACCUGGGUACCCACUUGUUGGAAUUUACUUAUUCCUGAUUGUGGUGCAAUCUGAUCCCCCCCCCCCAAAAAAGUGCUGCACCAUAAAUUGUGCAAGAGGAAAGAGAGAGUCUGCCACCGCUCAAUUUCCAUAAUGUAUGGAUUCCUGCAGAAUCCAGCUUUCCUUGGUGCUGAAAUUCAGAUUGCCUGGCUGAUGAUGUGAGUGUUUUUCUUUAUUUUAAGGAUGGCACACACAUUCCAGGUUUAAGGUACAUUCAGUGUCAUUCUGUGUUUAACUUGGGAGAGGUCCCAUUCCCUUCCGUGGGGUUCAUACACGCCCAGGAUUGCAGCCCUAUGCAAGUGGCUAGGAACUUCUUUUGCAAGGUGGCCCAAGCACUUUUCAUUCCACAUUAAAAGUUCCCUCCCUGCCCUUGCAGAGAAACAGCCUUUCUUCUCCACAGGCUUCCCACUUUCCCUGUCUGGGUCGUUUGCUCCCCACCUGCCCACCACUGAGUAGUUUUAAAGCAGCAGCACACCCUGACUCUUCCGGGAUUCUCCAAGGCCGUGUACAUAUCUCCAGCAGACUAUCCUCUCUUCCAGCCUCUUUCCUACUAGAUAGAGCCUUGUAGAAUAACAGUAACGGUGCCCUUGCCCUGCAGAUGUUCCUCUUUAUUUUGCAAAACAAAAAAAUGAGCAUUUUUUCCAGAGAAAAACGCUUCAGUUUUACGAAGAAGACACGAGGAUUUGGAUGGGUUGAGGCAAAAGGUUCCUUUAGCGGCCAUAUUGACUGAUGUGUCUUUCUCCCUAGAGCAGAGCAGUUCACUGUGGGCUUUCCUGGAUAUUUUUUUUCUAUAUGAUUUUGUCAUGUUCUUCCUAGAAGAAGGUCUCCAGAUUUGUUUCUGACCUAGAACACUUCUCUUAUCGGCGAUUAAAAAAUCUAAAGCCCC
Molecule: messenger RNA, 4785 nt
Organism: Hemicordylus capensis (graceful crag lizard)
Lineage: Eukaryota; Metazoa; Chordata; Lepidosauria; Squamata; Cordylidae
Gene: ESPN
Product: espin
Exons: 14
Coding region: 446-2941 (831 amino acids)
Biological process (GO): actin filament bundle assembly
Cellular component (GO): cytoplasm
Molecular function (GO): actin filament binding
Source: RefSeq, a predicted model, not a curated record